This is a messenger RNA of Lolium rigidum, 1447 nucleotides long. RefSeq names its product probable protein arginine N-methyltransferase 1. Lineage: Eukaryota; Viridiplantae; Streptophyta; Magnoliopsida; Poales; Poaceae. Gene Ontology annotation, biological process: peptidyl-arginine methylation. Gene Ontology annotation, molecular function: protein-arginine N-methyltransferase activity. The transcript has 9 exons. Bases 1 to 1143 code for a protein of 380 amino acids. The record is from RefSeq and is a predicted model, not a curated record. Gene Ontology annotation, cellular component: nucleus.
AUGGAUCGGCGCAAGGGCAGCGGCAGCCGCGACGCCAACGGCGGCGGCCUCGCGGAGGCGACGGCGUCCAGGCUCAGGUUCGAGGACGCCGACGAGGUGGCGAUGGAGGUCGAGGUCGAGGACUGCCCCGCCGCCGCCGCGGAGGAGGAGGUCAUCGGCAACGACAAGACCAGCGCCGACUACUACUUCGACUCCUACUCCCACUUCGGUAUUCAUGAAGAAAUGCUGAAAGACGUUGUUCGGACAAGAUCAUACCAAAAUGUUAUCACCCAGAAUAACUUCCUUUUUAAGGACAAAAUUGUCCUUGAUGUUGGCGCCGGGACCGGUAUACUUUCGCUUUUCUGCGCGAAAGCAGGAGCCAAGCAUGUCUAUGCGAUUGAAUGUUCCCAGAUGGCCGACAUGGCAAAGGAAAUUGUGAAAACAAAUGGGUUUUCUGAAGUCAUAACUGUAAUUAAAGGGAAAGUUGAAGAAAUUGAACUUCCCGUCCCAAAAGUAGAUGUCAUUAUCUCUGAAUGGAUGGGUUAUUUCCUCCUGUUUGAGAAUAUGUUGGACACGGUUCUUUUUGCACGAGAUAAAUGGCUGGCUGAUGAUGGAGUAGUCCUUCCAGACAAAGCCUCUUUACAUCUUACUGCAAUAGAAGAUGCAGAAUAUAAGGAAGACAAAAUUGAAUUUUGGAAUAAUGUAUAUGGCUUUGAUAUGAGCUGUAUUAAGAAACAGGCAAUGAUGGAGCCACUUGUAGAUACUGUAGAUGCAAAUCAGAUCGUCACUAACUGUCAGUUACUUAAGACGAUGGAUAUUUCUAAGAUGUCAUCCGGGGAUGCAUCCUUUACUGUACCAUUUAAGUUGGUGGCAGAGCGUAAUGACUUUAUCCAUGCCCUUGUUGCCUACUUCAACGUGUCAUUCACCAAAUGCCAUAAGCUGAUGGGUUUCUCAACAGGGCCCAGAUCAAAAUCUACUCACUGGAAGCAAACUGUUCUGUAUCUUGAGGAUGUAGUAACUAUCUGCGAGGGGGAGACUCUGUCCGGCACUAUGACAGUUGCAAAUAACAAAAAGAACCCUCGGGACAUUGACAUUACACUUAAAUACUCCAUCAAUGGGCAGAGAAGCAAGGUGUCUAGAACACAGCACUACAAGAUGCGGUGACCAAUGAAAAAUUCAGCUGCCCAGCCGUCCACUCAAUUUUCGCCGACCAAGUAUCUUGUAUUUCACAAUUGAUGAUUGUUCGUCGAUCUUGUAACGUGUGUUUGCGAGGAACCUAAGCCGAAAAUAGAAAGUAGUUUUGGCUGGCAUGUUAAUGUAGGUUGCGAUAUUGCAAAUCUGUAUUGAGUUGCUUGCUGGUAGCUUCGCAGUGAUUUUGUGGAAAUUGUUGUAUUCGUUGCAAAAUGGAUCCAUAAUAGAUCACCACCAUCGCAAUUUAUUGGUGAGAUAUUCUGCCAUUUUCGUCUUA